Molecule: messenger RNA, 999 nt
Organism: Mizuhopecten yessoensis (Yesso scallop)
Lineage: Eukaryota; Metazoa; Mollusca; Bivalvia; Pectinida; Pectinidae
Product: protein YIPF5-like
Exons: 7
Coding region: 96-869 (257 amino acids)
Biological process (GO): endoplasmic reticulum to Golgi vesicle-mediated transport; vesicle fusion with Golgi apparatus
Cellular component (GO): trans-Golgi network; membrane
Source: RefSeq, a predicted model, not a curated record
UCUCCUGUGUUGACUGUCAGAGGAACUUCCGGUAACAACACGUCGUCUGUUGAGAAUCGCGGAUCUCCUAAAAGGGAGUGAUUUCAUAAUUCACCAUGUCACAAGAUAACUUUGGCCAAGAGGGGUUUUAUAGUGGUAAUUACGACGCAUCUAACCAGGGUUACGACAUGAACAGUGCUGGGGCAGGCCAAACUUUUGGACAAGAUCCACAAUUUGGUCAGUUUGACUACUCCCAGGGAUACCCAGACCAGAGUAACUCUGCCCCUCAGAAUGUCUACGCAGGAUCUAUCAUGACCCCCGAGGUACCCAAUGCCUACACGGGGCCGAGCAGUAACAGUGGAGGGGACAGCUACGAGGACGAACUACCACUCAUGGAAGAACUUGGAAUCAACUUUGAUCACAUCACCCAAAAGACAAUGGCAGUUCUGAAUCCCCUGAAGCAGACGGAGAGCACCAUCAUGCAGGACACCGACCUUGCAGGACCGUUUGUCUUCUGUCUGGCGUUUGGUGGAUCCCUUAUGCUGGCAGGGAAGUUACAGUUUGGAUUUAUCUACGGGAUCGGUGUUGUUGGAUGCCUGGCCAUGUAUAGCUUGCUGAAUCUGAUGAGUAUAACAGGCGUGUCGGCGGGUUGUGUCAUCAGCGUCCUUGGCUACUGUCUCCUCCCCAUGGUCAUCCUCUCCUUCUCUGCCGUCCUCCUCUCUUUACAAGGCCUGAUAGGUAUAGUGCUGACAGCUUUGGCUGUGAUCUGGUGUAGUCUGUCCGCAUCUAAGUUGUUCGUGUCGGCCUUGUCGAUGGAUCACCAGCAGCCCCUAGUGGCCUACCCCUGUGCCUUGGUGUAUGGGGUCUUCGCUUUACUAACAGUAUUUUAAGACUUUAUGUGCAUGUUCAAACCACAAUUUCUCAUCAAGAACUUCAGAUUAAACCUGACAUGUUAGGAAAAUAUAUUUGCAAAAAUUCAUAAAUUCAUUUUUCUAUUUCCGUGAAUGAAUUUCAUUUAAA